GUCACAUCCGCCUGUCGGUCGGUCGGUCACGGGGACGACGCGAGCCGGCGACAAUGACGGGCCGACGUCUAUGACGGUGUCGGGUGGCACCGCGAUCAAGGCCCGACCAUUCCGCCGAUGAGCCGUUCGCGUGCACGGCGACGGGGAAAACGCCCUCUGCCUUCGCGGCGCGUUCCCUGCCUGACCUGACCUUUCGCUGGAGAUAGAAAGAGAGAGAGAGAAAGGGGUGAGGGAGGAAGAGGGAGAGGAAGAGAGAGAGAGAGAGAGAGAGAGAGAGAGAGAGAACAAGGGGAGCCGAACGAGGAGAGGACUCGUGCUCGUGCGAACGCAGGACGUGGCACGCAGGACAACACAGUGCCUAUUGUGCUACCCGUUGACUCGGUACCAUCCUCCGCGGAGCGCCAUCGCCACCGUCGCCAUCGGCUCGGCGACAUGGAGAAUGCGGAGAACCGGAGCGGUGCCGUCGAGAUGUCGCGGAAGAUCUCCGAGACAUGAAGAGAGCGCGAGCGAGGAUCGCAUGGGUUUCUAUAAGUCGGGGCCGGCGGUAGCAGAGCCGUGAUCAAAAUGAACUUGAUAAACAUGGACGCGGAGAACCGCGUGGUUCUGAACGUGGGCGGAAUCCGGCACGAGACGUACAAGGCGACCCUGAAGAAGAUCCCGGCGACGCGGCUCUCGAGACUGACCGAGGCCCUCGCCAACUACGACCCGAUCCUCAACGAGUACUUCUUCGACAGACACCCGGGUGUCUUCGCCCAGGUACUCAACUACUAUCGCACCGGGAAGCUGCACUACCCCACGGAUGUGUGCGGCCCGCUUUUCGAGGAAGAGCUCGAUUUCUGGGGGCUCGACUCGAAUCAGGUCGAGCCCUGCUGCUGGAUGACCUACACGCAGCAUCGGGAUACGCAGGAAACGCUGACGGUCCUCGACAGGCUGGACCUCGACACCGAGAAGCCCACCGAGGAGGAACUGGCCAGGAAAUUCGGUUUCGAGGAGGCGUACUACGAGGGAACCCUCACGUGGUGGCAGAAGCUCAAGCCUCAGAUGUGGUCACUUUUCGAUGAACCCUACUCCUCCGUCGCAGCUAAGAUAAUCAGUAUAGUCUCCGUUUUCUUCAUCUGCGUUUCGAUACUUUCGUUCUGCUUGAAAACCCAUCCGGACAUGCGAGUGCCGGUGAUCCACAAUCGUUCGGUAAAGACUGACAACGUGACGUCCUGGGUGGUGGACAAGACUCGCACCAAUGCCCACGACGUCUUCUUUUACAUCGAAUGCGUCUGUAACGCCUGGUUCACCCUUGAAUUCUUGAUACGUAUCACCGCAAGCCCGAACCGUUGCGACUUCAUCAAGAGCUCGGUGAACCUGAUCGACAUGGUCGCGACCCUGAGCUUCUACGUCGACCUGACGCUGCAGAAGUUCGCGGCCCACCUGGAGAACGCCGAUAUCCUCGAGUUCUUGAGCAUCAUACGCAUAAUGAGACUGUUCAAGCUCACGCGCCAUUCCUCGGGCCUGAAGAUCCUGAUACAGACCUUUCGCGCCUCGGCGAAAGAGCUCACGCUGCUGGUCUUCUUCCUCGUCCUCGGCAUUGUCAUAUUCGCCAGCCUCGUGUACUACGCGGAGCGCACCCAGUACAAUCCGAAGAACGACUUCAAGAGCAUACCCCUUGGUUUGUGGUGGGCCCUGGUGACGAUGACGACCGUCGGUUACGGGGACAUGGUGCCGAAAACGUAUAUCGGGAUGUUCGUCGGCGCCCUUUGCGCACUGGCCGGUGUCCUCACGAUCGCCCUGCCGGUGCCCGUGAUCGUUAGCAACUUUGCGAUGUAUUACAGUCACACGCAGGCGCGAGCCAAGCUACCGAAGAAGAGACGCCGUGUAUUGCCGGUCGAACAGCCACGUGUGAGGGCACCCGGCGCGCCGCCCGGCGUGGCCGGUGGGCCCGGGACCGUCGGGCCCCCAGGCUGCGGUCAGCAAAUGUCGCACUUGCAGUCCUGCGGGGGCGCGGUUACAACUGGGCCCCACGGCCUCGGCAUGGGCCAAACGCCCGGCGUCGGAUGCACUGGCGGCGGCCAAGGACCGCAGAACCGGAGAAUGAACGCCAUUAAGACGAAUCAUCCGAAGGAUCCAUUCGCCACGAAAACAGAGGAAGACCGGAGGAAUUGUAACCUACGAACCAACGGGACCAAGAGAGCCGGAGGUUUGGAUUAACCAUUUGCGGUCGUAGCGUGCUCAGACAUGGGUAUCUCUCACAACUGGUCGGAAUUAUUUUGGAGCGAAUGACGCGGCAUGUACACACCCAUAAUCUAGGAGAUUGCCCUGUGAAAUCCCGUAAAUUCCGUUAGGCAUGCUUUGGCAAAGGGGAAAGAAAGACAAACAAAAAAUGUAAAAAACGAUACCUCGCUGCAUCGAAGCAUCACGGCUUCCGUUGCCCAUUCUCAACGGCUAGGCAAAAAUAAACACUGCCGGCGAAGCGUGGCGGCUGAGACCCCCGACGGCGGGUACAACCGGAACGGUCAAAAAAUUUUGCGGCGCCUGUCACCAGAUACACGACCGCAAAGGGUAUAUAUAUAUUAUUUACCCGAAAUGUAGAAUUAAAAAUGAAAGACGGAACUUCGGUGGACAGCCUCGAACAAUAGGAGUCCCUUAAGGGAAGGGGACGCGACUAAUCGGGAGAUAAACCGCCCCCGAAAGUUCCAUCUUCCGUAAUUUUGACUCUGCGUUUCCAAAUAUAUAUACAACCGCCGGGACGAAGAGGUGCAUGCGAGAAAAUCUCUCGGUUAUAUACCUACCACAAGCCAUCUAUUGAGCGAAAUAAGCAACUUGUGUAGAAAGUCAAGGAGAACUUGUGUAGCAAGUAGAGAGAACUUUCCUCCUUCCUUCGCUUCAUACUUUGUAUUUUUUAAUAUUCAUAAAGGAGAUAAUACAUUUCAUUGAUAGCAAAUAAAUGAAUCGAUGUAUCGACGCUAUAUAUCGUUCAUGAUCGAAGAAUCUUCUCGAGAAAUUCUAUAUAGGUUCUUUCUCCCUUCGUGCUUUGAUGUAGCGAACGCCACGAUUUAUUAAUUUCCGCUAGAGAAAUUUUGUAUUUUUCUAAUUUGUCGUUCCAUCCGCGCUUUCCUCUUAAAUAUUCAACCGCAACAAAUGAUCGCAAUCUCUUUUCUUAGCGGGACGAUAUCGCGCUAAGUAAUUUCGGCUAGAUAUUAUUACGAGUUAGACGGAUUUUUAUAAUAGAGAACGCGAGAGUGUCUUCAAUAUUUAUUCCCCGGUCGGCUUUUUCUUCUUCCUUUCACAAAUUUUGCCUUUAAUUUCGUCUCGUUCCGAGUAUGGCGAUUAAUACGCAAGUGUAAAACGAAAAUAUCCCACAAGAGUGCAGCCGAAUGUCUUAUACCGUCCACCAGACCACCGUGUUUGUGACUCACAUAAACAUCGCAUCACCCAUUGCUUCUAAAUUUAAGAUAGUUGGUGAUCUAAGGUACAUUGUGGCAAAGGAUAUGCUGCGCACAGUAGAAACGGGGACGUAAACUUUAUUACCUUUGAAGCUAUAUACGUUUCCAUUGUCGAUAUCAUCAUCCGGUCUAUACACAUUACCUCGAUUAGGGAAAAAAGAAUCGAUUACUCAUCGCGGAAGAACCUCGUCCUAUCUUCCAGCGAUCUAUAUCGCGCGCCUACAUUAUUUCUAUCGUUAGUGCCAUUCUCGUGGAACUCGUGUAAACGGUAAAUCGAAUCAGCGACAGUGGAAAUUGCAUCCCUACACUGCAGCCCGUUUUAUAUAGCAAAAGAGAUACCGAUAGAUGCACCGUAUCUUUUGGUACACCCCUACCCCUCGGUCGUAGAUUUUCACACCCGUGAAAAUCGUACGUACGACCGUUGUUCGCCGCACGUUUAGCAUGGGAUGUGCUUCGUCCGAUCCUACGAUCCGCGCUGUCACCGCAUAUUUAGCGCGCGCAAAUGCGGCUGUCCGCUCCUCCUCCACAUUGCCGUCGGUGAACUUUUAACUUUGUAUAUUCGGGCAAAAUUCGAGAUCGCGCAGCCACCGUUCGGUAAACGCGGCGCUAAAUGAGUGGUGAAAGUGUGGGACACGAUGGACCCCCGUUAUUGACAUUCGGGAAUCCAGAUGCGAGUCGUACCGCCACUUUUAGUGGUAAUUGCGGUGACGGCGCGGGGACCUGUAUCACUUUUGCGCACCGUGGAUAUCGCCGGGACCAAUCCAUGAGCUCCUCCCUCCCACCCCAGUAUUCGAGAUAUCGCUCGUAAUAUCAGCGGAGGAAGAACAGCACCCCUGUUCUUGUACCUCGCGCGCGGAGUUGUAAUGCAGCGCUCGCCCCCGAUAGCAGCGAAGGAAGAGCAUCUCUUUCCGCGUUAUACAUAUAUUAUCUGUUGUGCCUGGGAACAGGGGGUGGAAGGAAAUGUAGGAAGGGACGACAAAAGCAUAUCAUAUAGGCGCGUGUGCGAUCGAGUGUACGGAUCUCGCGAGCAGUCGACGGACGCACUAUAGACAAUCGUCGCUUCUUCGACAAAAUUAAUCGUAGACUUUUCGGCGUCUCUCUCUUUCUUUUUCUUCUUUUCCCCCCCGGGUGACUCGACACGGAACAGCCGUUUCUCCCUCUGGACCAAAAUUGCGACCGAUUGAUUACAAAUUUAACAACGACCAUAUCUGAACGUCCGCGACGUUUUUUCGUUUCACUUUGAUUCGUGGGCGCGCAUCUCGACGUGGACACGGAAAUAAAUCAUAAACGAUAUUAACGUACUUAUGAGAGUGGAAAGGGAGAAUCUUUUAAGGGGUUUUUAGCCGUUGGAUUAUUAUCCGCUGUGCAAUGCAAAUUUAAUGGAGCCGCAAAUAUUUUGAUCUUACUCAUGUUAUAUUGAAUGACGCAAUAAUCUAUUCGCGUAGUAUAAAAUACAGCUUCGCAUUAUUGGCAUAUACCGAUAAUUUAUUACGCACAAUCGUAACGUUGCUUCUAUACACUAAAAUACGUACCUUACAAUUUACUUCUGUAACUAAGUUUUGUACGGCGCUACGUUACCAAACGCAUUCGUGUAUCGACUACUCGAUCUUACUUAGAAAUUAUUUUUGGCUUCGCAAAAACUGACGAUGGCAUUAGUUGAUAAGAUCAUUUUUUAAUUCAGAAUUGCACGCGCGAAUUUCUACACUGACAAAAAAAAUUUUUAACUAAGUAAAUAGAUUUACUUAAAA
This is a messenger RNA of Vollenhovia emeryi, 5182 nucleotides long. Its product is annotated as potassium voltage-gated channel protein Shaw-like. The transcript is spliced from 5 exons. The record is from RefSeq and is a predicted model, not a curated record. NCBI's taxonomy places the organism in Eukaryota, Metazoa, Arthropoda, Insecta, Hymenoptera, Formicidae. Gene Ontology annotation, biological process: potassium ion transmembrane transport; protein homooligomerization. Bases 565 to 2199 code for a protein of 544 amino acids. Gene Ontology annotation, cellular component: voltage-gated potassium channel complex; axon; dendrite membrane. Gene Ontology annotation, molecular function: delayed rectifier potassium channel activity; protein binding.